AUGAGUACCGACAAGUACUACACUUUAGCAGAAGGCUGUCCUUUUGCAAGUAACAGGACUGCCCUUCUGGCGAAAGGUAAACAAGGCGGUGGUCUUGGCUUGCUUCAGGAUACUCAGCUUAUUGAGACUCUGGCUCAUUUCUCUCGGGAACGAAUUCCAGAGCGAGUUGUUCACGCUAAAGCUGUUGGAUGCUAUGGCGAGUUCAUGGCGACCCGUGACUGCUCUGAUUUUACAUCCGCAAACUUCCUGAGCAAAAUCGGUAAAAAGACACCAGUACUUCAACGUGUGUCAACGGUCGGCCCAGAGUCGGGAUCCGCGGAUACCUCCCGUGACGUGCAUGGUUGGGCCAUGAAGUUCUAUACGGAUGAAGGAAAUCUUGACUGGGUUUUCAAUAAUACACCUGUCUUUUUUAUUCGCGAUCCUAUCAAGUUUCCCUCCUUGAACCGAUCUCACAAGCGACAUCCUCAAUCCCAUCUUCCUGAUGCAAACAUGUUCUGGGACUUCCACGUCGGCAACCCCGAAGGAAUACAUCAACUUAUGGUCCUUUUCAGCGACCGUGGAACACCCAAAUCGAUCCGCCACAUGAAUGCGUACAGUGGACACACAUACAAGUUUACCAACUCGGACGGUUCGUUCAAAUACGCAAAAAUCCACAUCAAAACACAGCAGGGAAUCCAGAAUUUCAGCCGUGAAGAGGCGACUAUAAUUGCUGGAGAGAACCCUGAUUAUAUGAUCCAGGAUAUGUUCGAGGCCAUCGAGAGAGGUGACUUUCCUGUUUGGGAUGUCUAUGUCCAACUGAUGAGCCCCGAAGAAGCCGAGAAAUACAAGUGGAAUAUCUUUGAUAUGACCAAGGUCUGGUCACAUAAGGACUUCCCUCUGCAGCAGAUUGGUCGACUCACUAUGAACCGUAAUCCGCGAAACUAUUUUGCGGAUAUCGAACAAGCCGCCUUCUCACCAUCAACGAUAGUGCCAGGAUUUGCUCCAUCAGCCGAUCCAGUAUUGCAAGCACGACUAUUCGCAUACCCAGACGCCGCCCGGUACCGACUUGGCGUAAACUACCAGCAACUCCCUACCAAUGCCGCCAAGGCUCAAGUCUACUGCCCAUUCCAAAGGGAUGGAAAGAUGCGAAUUGACGAUAACUAUGGCGGGGACCCUAAUUACGUUGGAUCCUCGAUCAAGCCUACCAAGUUCUAUCAAGAUGUGAAGGGAACAACUCCACAAUCGUUGAGCCAGCAAACUGAGCAUGACAUGUGGACGGGCGAGGUCACGGCCUAUACUAGCGAGAUCACCGAUGCCGACUUUGUUCAACCUGCUCAACUGUGGGAGGUUAUUGGCCGAGAGCCUGGUCAUCAAGAGAGGCUUAUUGAGAAUCUUGUUGGUAGUGUGAAAGGUGUCAAGUAUCCCGAAUUGCGCAAGGCUGUUUACGACCUUUUCAGUCGCGUCAACAAAAAGCUUUCUUCAAGAUUGGAGGAGCGAACUGAAGCAGAGAUCAAGGCCGCGUGA
Messenger RNA from Penicillium malachiteum, 1503 nucleotides. RefSeq names its product catalase. Lineage: Eukaryota; Fungi; Ascomycota; Eurotiomycetes; Eurotiales; Aspergillaceae. The record is from RefSeq and is a predicted model, not a curated record. The coding region runs from base 1 to 1503 and encodes 500 amino acids. Gene Ontology annotation, cellular component: peroxisome; mitochondrion; cytoplasm. The transcript has 11 exons. Gene Ontology annotation, biological process: hydrogen peroxide catabolic process; response to hydrogen peroxide. Gene Ontology annotation, molecular function: heme binding; catalase activity.